Molecule: messenger RNA, 1242 nt
Organism: Neolamprologus brichardi
Lineage: Eukaryota; Metazoa; Chordata; Actinopteri; Cichliformes; Cichlidae
Gene: caap1
Product: caspase activity and apoptosis inhibitor 1
Biological process (GO): regulation of apoptotic process
Source: RefSeq, a predicted model, not a curated record
UAUGACGUGUGUUUCCCGCGACCUUUAGCUUCGGCGGUUGUAGCGGUUUUCAGUGGAGGACUAGUUUGACUGGGUUUAAAAUGCUCAAAAAGAAAUCAAGCACCAGCGAGAAGAAAAGGAAGCACUUUCAGUCCGAGGAGCGACAUGACAGCGGUAAACGCAGGAGUACGGGACCCGGUUUAGAGGACUCCAAGGACGAACUCGCUGAUCCUGAGCUUGACAAAAUUGGCAGUGACAUUGAGGAAGGGGGACUGGACCUCAGCCUGGCCUUUAAGCCCAUCACAGCUUACGUCGGUGACAAGCGGGAGAUGCUGGAGCAGUGCUUCCAUGUGCUGGGGGAGAAGAAGCUACGGAAGAUGCUUCCUGAUGAACUCAAGGAAUGCAGUGUAGAGGAAAUCAAAACGCUGUGUUGGGAGCAGCUGGAACCCAUCAUGGAGAAAAAUCUCAUUCAGAUCUUAGCAGGGGAGGAGGUGACCGCCGGGAAUGACAAUGAAAACUCUGAGGAGUCUUUGGAAAGCCAGCAAGACAGUAUUGUAGACUCAACAUCGUGCCUCAAGGAAACUGCAAAAAGCGAGGACCCAAAGCAAGAGGCUGGCGGCUCUGGUGAAGAGAGCGACGUCCUCAGCAUAAACGCAGACACUUACGACAGCGACAUAGAAGGACCCAAAGAGGAGCAGACCGUUAAAGAGGAGCAGACUGCCGCAGUGAAGGAGGGAGACGACGAUGACGACAGCAGGCUGUGCACUGACCCGGCUGCAAAUCCAGAGCCGGCAAAUCCAGAGCCGAAGAAAGACAUUCAAAGCGACAUAGACAAGAGCGUGAGCGAGAUCUUGGCGUGCUCCUCCACUCCCAUCAAAGACGCGGCUAAAGAACCGAGCACACCGCUGCAGUCCCCAGAUGUCAGCGGACCCGUUUCCAGCGGCGACCCGGCCGUUUGUAAGCCGUCGAUUCAGCAGCUGGAGCUACUGGAGCUGGAAAUGAGAGCAAGAGCCAUAAAGGCUCUAAUGAAAGCAAGUAACGGGAAAACCCCUCAUGUAACGGCAAACACAUAGCGUGUCUUUACUUCAUGUGUUUUGUAAAAUGAUUAAUGCUCUUAAAAUAAUUCAGUUUGCACAUCCUGUCUUGUUUGUAGAGCUCAGCUCAAACCAUGAUGUUUGUUUUGCUCCACAUUGGAAUGAUUCCUAGAUGGUGUUUAAUUGUGUUUUUGCAUUAAACAAAGACCCCUCCUCCUGCAUGGGAUUG